Molecule: messenger RNA, 3315 nt
Organism: Dinoponera quadriceps
Lineage: Eukaryota; Metazoa; Arthropoda; Insecta; Hymenoptera; Formicidae
Product: aquaporin AQPcic-like
Exons: 5
Coding region: 210-1028 (272 amino acids)
Biological process (GO): transmembrane transport
Cellular component (GO): plasma membrane
Molecular function (GO): water channel activity
Source: RefSeq, a predicted model, not a curated record
GCACGCGUGCGUUACAUUGAAGAGUGGCCACGUGUCCUCCGCGAUAGAAACGGACUUACGAUCGUUUAUAAAGAGACUGUCGGACGGAGUGUGCGGGUCUCUCUGGUAGCCCUCCGGUGAUCUUGACCGAAUCGGAAGUUCCAUCGCGGGAACACGUUUGUGUUUCGUAGUGUUGUGCCGCCCCGCGGGUCACCCGACAUUACGCCGUCAUGCCGGCCGAUUUUCGCGCAGGAUUCAAGAAAUGGAUGCAAGGAGAGGGCACGAUGAAGAGGAAUCUGCUCUGCGGAUUGGCAGAGCUGAUUGGCACGGCUCUCCUGGUGUUCCUGGGAUGCAUGGGAUGCGUGGGUAGUCUCGGCGUAGCACCUCCUCAUGUGCAAAUAUCGCUAACCUUCGGCUUCGUCGUUUCGAUUGUGGUUCAGUGCAUCGGUCACAUCAGUCAAGCUCACAUCAAUCCUGCAGUCACCAUGGGUGCCGUCGUCCUCGGGAAAAAGUCCAUUCUCGAGGCUUUAAUUUACAUCGUAUCGCAGAUUAUUGGCGGUAUUCUGGGCUUCGGUAUACUGAAGGUGGUAACACCGACGGAGAAACUGACAGCCGGCACGGUCGAACAGGCCGAUAUGUUUUGUGUGACCGAUGUACACGGCAGCAUGUCCGCGAUUCAGGGCUUCCUUCUCGAAGCCAUCGCCACCGGCGUUCUGAUGCUGCUCGUGUGCUCCGUCUGGGACGUCAGAAACGAGAAGAACACGGACUCGGUGCCACUCAAGUUCGGUCUCACGGUGGCCGUACUGGCGAUGGCGGUCGGCCCUUAUACCGGCUGUAGUAUAAACCCGGCGAGGUCAUUCGCACCGGCAUUGUGGAACAAUCAGUGGGCGCGUCACUGGAUCUACUGGUUCGGCCCGAUCGCCGGUAGCCUGUUUUCCGCCUUCAUGUACAAGACCGUCUUCGGCGUUCCGGAUAAGGUCGAGGAGGAACCCGUUCCCGAGGCGGUCGCCCUCAACAGCCUGGAGAGCCAGAAGCCGGAGCAGUCCUAAUUCGCCGGCGAGAAGGAGGAAGUGGAUCGCGAUCGAGGUGGCAGGCGAUAAGGAGAAGCUAAAACUCGAUCGCAAGCGGAGGGAAAGGGUUACUGCGUGCUGCGGAACGCACGGGCGAUUCGACAGAAUCUCCAGAAUCGUGGGCGAUCUUCGAGGCUCAACCAGGCUGUCCUCGCAAUCCCCGAGAUAGAAGACAAUCGUUUCGGCCGUCGAGCGAUCCGCAUUGGAUCAUCGUCAACGUAGACUGACGUAGUAGUUCCUCGCAUAUGUCCGAUGAGACCGCGAGUCAUUUCAUUAGUCGUUAAUUUUAGGAACCGUCAGCGUGGUCCGUGGUCAUCAACGUUGCCAAUGACAAUAAAACAGUUUGGUCUAAACCCAAACCUUAGAGAUAAACCAAGACAUUUUAAUCAGAAACUUUUCUAUAAAAUCUAUUUUUACAGAAUCUUUAAUUAAAUCUGUUGCGGCCUGCCCGUUUAAUUAAAGCCGUCGGAAUGCCUCGAAAUGACACUCUUACGCGGCGCGCAAAGGUAUCUCAACGCGAUCCUCGGGUAUGUUUCGCGAUUAAAUGCUUAUCGAUACGAAAUACGAGAUCGUCCUCGGGUAAACUAUCGCGCUACUUUCUCUCUAUAACAUAGUGUACAUUCGUUUGCCAUAAGUGUCUUGACAUUUCUCGUAUAUACGCAAGAUAUUGUGUAUAUACUUCUUACUCGAAUCUAUUAUAUAUACUAGAGAUAAGUAUCGGACACGCGAGCCGAUGUGAAGGAAAAUAGCAAGCGGAACGAUUUUAGCGUUUAGCACCCAGUCUUGCGCAUGGAGACGCUCUUUAAUUCUUCAGUAUAGAUUUCGCAAAUUCGAUGAUACAAAAAUAAUUCGAGCUAUUUUCGCUACGUCCAUCUCGCACAUCCGUUGCAUGUUUAAUAUAGUUAUAUACAUAACCCGAUUAAACGUUAUAAUAUCGUUUGAUGAAUCGUUUUUAGCAGUUAUUCGUAUAAUUGGAGAGAGAGAGAGAGAGAAUAAGAGAGAACGGACUAUUUUCUACUCACGUUUAUUGGUCGUCCGAUGGCCGGAAGCGAGAACGUCGGUCCUCCUUCGGGCGAACGGGAACCGAUGACUUUUUACGUAUUUUUGUUUCGUAAAUAUACGAUCGUUAUUUUUACAGUUACGCGUAUACUCGCUCGCAGCGUCACGGCGGGAAAAACGUCCGUCGUCGUGAAAAAAGAUCCUUUCCUGCCCGUCAGAGCAGCGUGUGCUUUCGACAGCUAGCCAACGUACGCGAAGCAAAUAAUUGUGAUUUUACUAUUUAUAUAUUUUAUCAAGAUCAACACGAAUACAUAUGUAUAGAACAACGCGAAAGUGCUUAAUUAAUUAUUCGCGUCCGUACUCGCAUACCCCUUUGUUUCCGUUUCCCGUGGAAAUGGAAGCAUUUGUCCUUCAUGUCUUCGUUUAAUCCUCCGAUCGUGAUUAAAUGUUCGAGGCAAUUUCGUACUUUUGUACACCGAUAAACCGUGCAUUCGCAUUUCGGUUAAGUUUUAAGCGUACUCAUGGCGCACACUAUCAAAACAGGCAAAUGAAAAUAACAGCUCUGAUUGAAAAGGAUUGAGCGAAUGUCAUCGAAAAAACGUGACGCGCGCAAAAAAGUGUAACUUUUUGAUUUUCCUCUUUGCCGCGGGCUGUAUGCGCCGCCAAAAUUUGUAACUCGCUCGCAAUCUACAUCACCCGCGUCCGUAUCGGAGUACAAACAUUUCAUCAGUUCGUCUAAAACGACGAAAAAAAGGGUAACAAAGACUAAUAGCGUCAUCCUCUCGCGCUUUAAUCGUCACGUGUUAAUCGGCCAUCGAUUGCAACGACCAUUUAUACGCGCGAAACAUUUAUAGUAUCGCGUUUAAAUUAUUACCGUUUAACGAGUCGCGUGUAAUUCUCGCUGAGCACGUAUGUGAUCAUUAACAAUGAGCUUUGACGUACCGUACUGCGUAUUGUGAAAGUGGAAACAAAAGCGAAAUACUUCGCCACUUUUGUCCUCGUAAUAAUAUAUUAUGCUGUUUGUCUUUGCCACAAUAUAAGCGAUUACCAGCUGUGUAAUUCCACGUGUCUUAACAGGCGAGUGCGAUUCCGUAAACAUUGCGUAAAGACAUGUAUGCAAAUUUGUUAUGUAGCUACAGUGCUUAUUUUCUCCAAGCUCCAUUUUUAUACAUUUGGUUCUCCAAUGUUGCCCGAAAAAAUAGAGAAAACAAUAUGAAAAAAUAAUAUAACAAUUAACACAUUAAAUAAAGUUUAAUUAUUUUUACUA